AUGAUAGAUAGUAUUUCAUUGAUAGGCUUGGAAGAAUCAGUUUCUUUAGAAGGCGUAUCAGGGGGCGCUACUCCACUUAUAAGCUUAAUAGAUAAGUUAGACGUCUUAGAAGUUUUGGAAGUCCCAGAUGUUGAAGCAACUGGUGCUUUGGCUUCUUCUUCCACAUAG
Dentiscutata heterogama is the source of this 168-nucleotide messenger RNA. Lineage: Eukaryota; Fungi; Glomeromycota; Glomeromycetes; Diversisporales; Gigasporaceae. The record is from the annotation of a GenBank genome assembly.